Cuscuta europaea is the source of this 371-nucleotide messenger RNA. Lineage: Eukaryota; Viridiplantae; Streptophyta; Magnoliopsida; Solanales; Convolvulaceae. The record is from the annotation of a GenBank genome assembly.
CGGGGGUGUGUUUGACGAUGCCGUCCUCGGCCACGAUGUGCUGGCACAGGCCAUGCCAGCCAAAGACCGGGCUUACCUCAAGAAGCUCGGGGACGUGAAGGUGUACGAGGGUGGCAUGGACCUCCUUGUCCAAAGUGCCUUUAUGCUCAUGGAGAGCCAUAAGAGGCAGUACCGGGAGAUAGCUCGUUUGAAGGAGCUGGAGCAGAAGGCUGCCUCGGCCGACGAGGCGGUAGCUUGCCUGGAUCGGCUCCGGGAGGAUGCCAAGGCUUUGCAGCAAAGGGCCGAUGAAGCCGCUGCAGCCAGGGACGAUGCCCUGGCCAAGCUCGAGGAGAGCCAAAGGGCGCUGGAGGCCGAGCGGCGCAAGAACGAGG